This is a messenger RNA of Pelmatolapia mariae (spotted tilapia), 396 nucleotides long. Its product is annotated as PE-PGRS family protein PE_PGRS33-like. The coding region runs from base 1 to 396 and encodes 131 amino acids. The transcript has 2 exons. The record is from RefSeq and is a predicted model, not a curated record. Lineage: Eukaryota; Metazoa; Chordata; Actinopteri; Cichliformes; Cichlidae.
AUGGUGAGGCUGCAGCUGGCGGCGGCGCGGAAGCCGGAGACGCUGCAGGCGGCGACGGCGUGGAAGCCGGAGGCGGGGGCCGGCCGUGAGGACGGCAACGUGGACACAGUUCAGGGGGACGGCCAGGGGGCCGACAGCACCGGAGCCCAGACAGUUCAGGGGGUCGGCCGUGAGGACGGCAGCGGCGGCGACGUGGGCACAGUUCAGGGGGUCGGCCGUGAGGACGGCAGCGGCGGCGACGUGGGCACAGUUCAGGGGGCCGGCCCGGGGGCCGGCAACACAGGAGCCAAGGGGAAAGCAGUUCAGGCGGCCGACCGUGCGCACGGCAACGGCGGCGCCGGGCAAACAGUUCAGGGGGCCGCCCUCGACGGCCAUGAUGCCGACUCGGAGGCUUGA